Messenger RNA from Varanus komodoensis (Komodo dragon), 1275 nucleotides. RefSeq names its product carbonic anhydrase 14 (gene CA14). Gene Ontology annotation, molecular function: zinc ion binding; carbonate dehydratase activity. Bases 180 to 1142 code for a protein of 320 amino acids. Gene Ontology annotation, cellular component: plasma membrane. The record is from RefSeq and is a predicted model, not a curated record. The transcript has 12 exons. NCBI's taxonomy places the organism in Eukaryota, Metazoa, Chordata, Lepidosauria, Squamata, Varanidae.
CCACCUUAAGAAGCCCCCAGGCUCCUGUUUUCGUGGUGGCAAAUGGGGGAUCACACGACUCCCCCUGGAAGGACGAGACCGAGAAUCCACUGAACAAAGGACACCCCUUUUGGCCCUGGACGCACCCGCCUUUUCUCCCUGUCUGGUCCCUCUUGCUGCUGCUUUUCUGGCAUUCCGAGAUGCUCCUAGCCCUCACAUUCUUCCUGCAAGCCUUUUCCCAAGCCCUGGCUGGAAGUGGUGGUUCCCACUGGACAUAUGAAGGGCCGCACGGGCAGGAGCACUGGCCGGACUCUUAUCCGGACUGCGGGAGGCAAGCUCAGUCCCCCAUCGACAUACAGACGGGCUCCGUCCAGUAUGACCCAUCCCUGCUUCCCGUGGAGCCGGAGGGGUACCGGGACCCCAGUGGCAGCACUUUCACCUUGACCAACAACGGGCACACAGUGCAGCUGUCGCUCCCGCAGAGCCUGCGCUUGCAUGGCCUCCCCUCGAAAUACUCGGCCGUGCAGCUGCACCUCCACUGGGGCGGCAAGGGACACCCCAAGGGGUCGGAGCACCAGGUCGACGGCCGGGCCUUUCCUGCCGAGCUCCACGUUGUUCAUUUCAACUCCGACAAGUACGCAAACGUGAGCGAGGCCAAAGACAAGCCCGACGGACUGGCAGUGCUGGGCGUCUUUCUGGAGGUUGGCUCCGCGGAGAACCCGGCCUACAACCACAUCUUGGACCACCUGGAGGACAUCCAAUAUACAGAACAGGAAACACCUGUCGCAGCCUUUGAUGUGCGUGGCCUGCUUCCGGCGCAUUUGGGCCACUACUUCCGCUACAAUGGCUCGCUGACCACCCCGCCCUGCCACCAGAGCGUGCUGUGGACCGUCUUCCACCAGCCGGCCCGGCUCUCGGCUGCCCAGCUGGAGAAGCUGCACAAAUCCGUUUACGCCACGGAGGAAGAGACGAGCCCCGCAGUGCUUCUUCUGGACAACUUCCGGGCCCCGCAGCCCCUGAACCAGCGCACGGUGUUGGCCUCCUUCCCUGCCGGGCCUUCGGGAUAUUCUGCAGGUGAGAUCGCUGCCAUCAUAUUUGGGGUGCUCUUGGGUUGCCUGAGCAUCUUCCUCGCCGGAUGGAUUGUGGCGAAGCGAAUACGGUGAGGUGCAGGCAGACACGGAAGGCCAAGCCGUUCUCUUCUACCUGCAGGAGAGAGAAACGGAUGCAAGAGCAGAAGGGGGUUGUGUUUACAGCUUCCUCCCGGCGAGCCAUUGCAGAUUAAGAGGCCUGCUUGCC